AUGUCUCCUACAGCAAUGCCCGUCCGUGAGGAAGCGAGGUCAACCGGCAAGAUCGAAACACGCCUGUUCAUCAACAAUGAAUUCGUCGAAUCCAUUGCUGGCAAGACAUUCGAUGUCUUCAAUCCAUACAAUGAAGAAAAGGUAGCAAGUGUCUAUGAGGCACUGCCAGAAGAUGUCGACAGAGCCGUGGAUGCUGCAGAAGCUGCAUUACCUGCCUGGGACGAAAUGGGCGCGACGGCCCGUUCUGCAUACUACUACAGGUUGGCAGAUCUGUUGGAAGCUGCUGGGCCUGAGCUUGCAGAACUGGAGGCCAAAGAGACUGGAAAGAUUGCUUCGCAAUACUCGGAGCAUAUGUUUGGAGCCAAGGGUUUGAGACUAUUCGCUGGCCUUGCACAGGAUCUCAAUGGCGCCACUUCUUUGGCUACCCCUGGUCAUGUCAACAUGGUCAUUCGUCAACCAUAUGGUGUCUGUGGUGCAAUCGUGCCCUGGAAUGUUCCUAUCAUGGCGGUCAUCUUUAAGAUGGGCCCAGCAUUGAUCUCGGGAAACACGCUCGUUGUCAAGUCAUCCGAGAAAUCACCUCUUACUGCUCUUGUGCUUGCUAGACUGGUCAAGGAAGCUGGUUUCCCACCUGGUGUUUUCAACGUCUUGAGUGGCUUUGGCAACCCUGCAGGCGCAGCAAUGGCAUCUCACAUGAAGAUCCGAAAGAUCGGCUUCACCGGAUCUGCUAGGACGGGUCGUCUCAUCAAGGAAGCUGCAGCCAAGUCGAACCUCAAGAGAGUAUCACUCGAGCUUGGUGGCAAGUCUCCACUCGUCAUCUUCGAGGAUGCUGACUUGGAAGCGGCUAUUCCUGCGGCAGCUCUGAGUAUCCUUUCNAUGGCUGGACAGGUUUGCAUUGCAUCUUCAAGACUCUACGUCCAUUCGUCAAUUGCAGGCGUCUUUCAAGAGAAGCUCAUCGAGACUCUCAAGGCAAUGUCCGCAAAUCCGCCAGAAGGCACUGAUCCUCUCUCACCAGAGGCCAGACACGGUCCUCAGGCCGACAAGGCACAAUUCGAAAACGUCCUGAAAUAUAUCGAGUUGGCCAAGGAGAGCGGUGGUGAGAUUAUCCUCGGUGGCAAGAAACAAACCGAGAAGGGCUACUUUAUUGAACCCACAGUCAUUCGCAAUCCUGAUCACAACAGUCGUAUCUCGAAGGAAGAGAUUUUCGGCCCUGUGCUCUGCUUCAACACGUUUGAAGACGAGGAUGAAGUCAUGAAGAGAGCCAAUGAUACCGAGUACGGCCUGCUUGCGAGUGUAUACACAAAGGACAUCUCGAGGGCGUUGCGAAUCGCCAAGCGAUUCGAGAGCGGUAUUGUUGGUGUCAACACGACUUCACCAAUGACGGGUGCUGUCGACAUGCCUUUCUCGGGAUGGAAGGCUUCAGGUGAUGGAGUUGAUCUCAGCAAGGCGAGCCUUGACAUCUGGACUCAGAUGAAGACCAUCUACAUCAAGAUCUGA
Molecule: messenger RNA, 1494 nt
Organism: Aureobasidium musti
Lineage: Eukaryota; Fungi; Ascomycota; Dothideomycetes; Dothideales; Saccotheciaceae
Source: the annotation of a GenBank genome assembly